AGAAUUUCUUGCCUACCAACAUAUACUCACAAUCAGCACAAACUCAUGAUGUCUUGGAAGAACGCAUUUAUUAAGAGAGAACCACAUGUUCCGGUUGUGGACAAAGUCCAAGAGAAUGUAAAAUCGGUUGCGAGUAAAUUAAGAGCGACGAGAAUUCCUCCUCCGCCAGUGCCCCCCGAGCCUGUAACCAUCGCCAUCGUCGGUGCUGGUCAAAGGUAUUCUGGGUCGGGAUAUGCUUCCUACGCUAAAAUCGAUCCACAAUGGGCAAAAGUGGUUGCCGUCGCCGAGCCUGUCGAAGUUCGCAGACGAAAGAUGCAAAAACAAUACGACAUUCCGGAUGAGAACGUGUUCUCCGAUUGGAAGGAGCUAGCGAAAAGAUCGAAAUUAGCUGAUGCUGUUGUAAUCGCGACAUUGGAUGACCUUCACGCGGAGCCAACAGUAGCCUUUGCUGAUUUGAAAUAUAAUAUAUUAUUGGAAAAACCUAUGGCUGCGACGAUUGAAGAUU
Acaulospora colombiana is the source of this 505-nucleotide messenger RNA. Lineage: Eukaryota; Fungi; Glomeromycota; Glomeromycetes; Diversisporales; Acaulosporaceae. The record is from the annotation of a GenBank genome assembly.